CCCUACGUGUGUUUCCUGUGUGCGUCGCUUAAAACAAUCCGUGUAGAAACAAAGCUCAAUGACUAGCUGUGGUACGUAACUGGCGGUGCUCAUACAGACGUUCAGGUGUUACACUAACCUGCCGUGUUCGGCUCAUUCUGGACAUGUAGUUUAUUGCACCCGAACCCGUUACAAUUUAGUUUCUGGUAUACAAUGAACUUCUUAUUCCUAAAUAACGACAUGCAACUUUGAAUGCGGAGACAGAAGACUGUUUAAAACAGUUGCUGUUUGUGUUGCAGUGGUGAAGAUAAUUUGCCUUUAUCAGCAUGUCUUACUUGGAGUGGGCAGAGUCUCAGCUUGCCGAGAUAGAGCUGCUGACUAGCAUGUUUCCCACCCAGGAGGAACUGGAGAUGACAGACCAGCUGGCCCUCGCUGAGCUCAGGGACUAUGUGGAGUGUUCAGAUUCAACAGACAGCCCUCCACCUUCAAGACCUCAGUUUCUCAUCAAGCAGAAGCUGGACACUACGGAUGUCAUUCUGUCCUGUGCUUAUCCGUCCGAAUAUCCCAGUGUGUUACCAGAGAUUACAGUCCGGUGUGCUGGUCUCAGCAGGGCCCAGCAGACACAGCUCCACACAGAUCUCAACACAUACCUCGUGGGAAACUGCCAGGGGGAAGUGUGUGUGCUCUCGGCUGUGGACUGGGUGAAAGACAACCUGCAGCUCUUCAUUAAUAAGAGCUUAUCAGCAGCAGCAGCGGCUCCCAAGAAAGAGUCUGACUCUCCACGGCCACAGGAAGUGUUCAGCCGACUGUGGAUUUACAGUCACCACAUCUACAACAAGGUGAAGAGGAAGAACAUCUUGGAGUGGUCCAAGGAGCUGGGCCUGUCAGGGUUUAGCAUGCCUGGGAAGCCUGGUAUUGUGUGUGUGGAAGGUCCCCAGUAUGCCUGCGAGGAGUUCUGGUCCAGAGUGAAGGUUCUGACAUGGAAGAAGAUCAUGAUUCGACAUAGAGAGGAUGUUCCCCUUGAUCGCCAGGGCGAGGACAGCAGGACUGUUGAAAGUAUUGACUCCUUGCGCAAAUUCACAGGCUUUGAAGAGGCGAUGUUUGACCCCCAUGGGAACAGAGGUAAUCACAUGGACCUUGGGCAGCUCUACCAGUUUUUAAAUGAGAAAGGCUGUUGUGACGUCUUUCAGAUUUACUUUGGCAUUGAAGGGAGGUAGUGGUCAGACCUAGAGAAUAAAUAUACAGGGUUAUUUGACUGGUGCCUUGUCAUUGAAGUCAAUUCUCCUGAAAGUAAAUGUUGACUCAUAAAUGGAAAUGCAUUCAGUAUCAUUUUAGCUGUUAUUUGUCUCACAUGCAAGCACACAAAUGGAUUGUGAGUGUGUGUUCACAUGUCUGAUGUUUUUAUGGAUGUUACUGAGCAGUUACACCUGGGACCUCAUCCAAAUUCAAGACAGCGACAACAUUGCUGAAAUCUGAGAAACAGAGUUCUAACUCCUUUUUGAAAAACAGACAUAUAUUUCAAAAAGGAGCAUUAAAACAGUGUUUUACUGAGGGUUUUCUCAAGGUCCUCAGUUUUAUUUGCAAUUUUAAUACUCCUGCAUGUGCUGCAGAUCACACCUUGCCCUAGGUGUUUCUUUCCUCAAUUGGCAUCAGUGUGUAUUACAGGAUUUUCAGGUCUCAUGCCACAUUAAUAAUUGGACAACAUAGUCAACAAUAUGCUUCAUAUCUGUUUAUGAAAUCUGUUGAUUUUCCUCCUAUGAAUUAUAGAUAAUACAACCA
Scatophagus argus is the source of this 1758-nucleotide messenger RNA. RefSeq names its product RWD domain containing 2B (gene rwdd2b). Bases 306 to 1196 code for a protein of 296 amino acids. NCBI's taxonomy places the organism in Eukaryota, Metazoa, Chordata, Actinopteri, Scatophagidae. The record is from RefSeq and is a predicted model, not a curated record. Gene Ontology annotation, molecular function: protein binding. The transcript has 4 exons.